CUUCCAAAAAAUUWAAAAAUUGGUCCGCUUCCUUUUCCUUGACUUGUUGUCGGCAGUCAUUUUAUGUAUUUUUUUCCCCCUUUUAUCGUCUUUCCCUUUAAGAUGGAUGAAACGUUGUUACAUAUCUCAGUGAACAUUGCUUCAUGACAUCUCUAGGUGAAGAGUCAGCUGAUAGAAAUGUAAGGCUUUCGGUGAAGAUUACUCGGGUAUUUUCAUAGAAAGACUUUGAUUGAGCAGGUUCGGCGGCAGGAAGAGAAGAGGGAGAGAGCGAGAGGAGUGUUUCAUUGUAACAACCGAAGUCUAGCCUACAGUACGGUAACUACAGCGCUAUGGAUGUAGACGUGGUGAACAUGUUUGUCCUGGCGGGAGGAACUCUAGUCAUCCCUAUCCUGGCCUUCUUUGCCUCAUUCUACAUGUGGCCUGCUGCUAUCAUCCAUGUCUACAACUGGUACUGGCGUCGGCGGCUGGGCCUGCAGGUUGUCUACUCUGAGAACAGAGGCUACCGGUUCUGUUACUCCUACAGAGGGAAGCCUGGUCCAGGCCGCCCCUCUAUUCUCAUGCUCCACGGCUUUUCUGCUAACAAGGACAUGUGGCUGCCUGUGGCUAAG
This is a messenger RNA of Salvelinus sp. IW2-2015, 608 nucleotides long. Its product is annotated as monoacylglycerol lipase ABHD6. The record is from RefSeq and is a predicted model, not a curated record. Lineage: Eukaryota; Metazoa; Chordata; Actinopteri; Salmoniformes; Salmonidae.